AUGAGAUGACAUAAAUUUAUGUAGAUUUUUAAUUUAAUCCAAAUCGUGUAGUGAUGUAAAUAUAUAUAUACUAGAUGUUUAGUUGAUUCCUUUUUUUGAGAAGGAUUCAAAAUGUUCGUUUAUACGAUAAGUAACUAUGGAGCUUAUACUCCAAUAUUUGAAGUAAAUGUUUGUUAAGUGAACGUUAUGUACAUUCAAAAAGAAGUGACGUCCCCAGCAAACUGUUAUUGUUUGUCGACGUUUAUUUUGGAAUGUAUUUGUUAGUAAACCGGCUCCCUGUUUUGUGGGUGUGUAAUUUUGUCUGUAAAUACAUGUGUCUACAGUAAUAUACAAUGACGCGACACAUCAUACACUCUGGAAGUUGUUCCUGUACUAGCUGUGUAUAUCGGAGUAGUUCUAAACGAGAUUCUAUACAAAAACUUAUAAGGGAAGGUUCGAAAGUAGACAAACUUUUCUACGGUAAAUAUUUACCGUUAAGAGAAAGGAAAUUAUUAGAGAAAUUGAUCAGAACUCGUGGAGUAUACGAUGACGUACGAACACAACUAUUGUCCACCAGUGGGAGUAGUGAUCAUUCGAGGUCAGAACUUAAAAUUAAACGACGAGAUGAUGACGCUUCUGAAAGAAGCAGCGCAGUCUUAAAAAUUGUCGACCUAGUGGAUAAAGGAGAAAUAGGAUCGCGAAAUGCAUCCAAAACAAGUAAAUUAAGUAGCUGUUGCAGCUGCUGUUCUUGUAGCUCUCUUAGAAAAAUAAAAAAACAUAUGGAGAAGCAUCCUCCCCGCAAAUUCAAGCACCACAUACCGUAUGAAGAAAUAGCUAAGUAUUGUGCUGAAGCUGAGGAAAGAGGCAGAAAGCGACGUAAUAGAUUAAGUACAAAAAUAAGUUCCAAAGUACGGUCCGUACGCUUUAAGGAGAAAACUAGUCGAUCUAGUACAGGACCAGAAAAAGUCGUUACUAUAGAUAAACGGGCUUUAAGACGAAGAAUAUGUGAUUGUUCAUGUAAAUUUGCUAAGUUACGUAUGAAGUCUAUAAAUAAAAUUAAGAGUAUGCGGAGAAACACCACCAAAAGUAGUGAAACAGAUGUAGGAACCGAAAAUGCUUUUAAGAUUAAAAAGGAUUCAAUAAUGUUGUAUAAAGAAAAACUACACAAAAAGAGACAUUUGAAAGAUUGGGAGUGCGAACCAGGCACCUGCACUGCUGAGGAGUGUAUACCAGAAGAAUGUUUGGAAGAAAUCGAAGCAAGGAAAGCCCGCGAAGCGAAGCGCAAAAAAAGACGACACAGAAUUUCUGGAACCGACGAAGGUCGUGGUCUCAUCACGACCAGCACUCGAGCUAAAAGAGUGAAAAUGACGGACUCCCAGACACAAGCCUCACCAGACGGUGAACUGGGACCAGUAGUCUGUGAGUGCAAGCCAUUGUCUAAAUCUGCUUCUUCUAUGACAUCUUUAGCAAAGACUAAAUCUUCAAAAUCUAUGUCGGAAUUUCAAGAAAGAAAAGGACACAGACAUCAUCACAAAAAUAAAACUCAUCAGCAGAAGACUAAAACCACUGGUUCUAAAUCCAAAUUAGUAAAUAAAACUACUUCCUCAAUAACCUCACCUCCCGUGUCAAGAGAAAAUAUUAACCAGGAAACAAAAAAACAACGGCCCAAAACAUCUAAACAAAGAUCAGAAAAAGAUUCUCACCGGGUAGUGGUGAAACCCUCAGUUAAAACCAAAUUACGUAACAUUAUUUGCGAAUGUAGACCCCACAAAAAAUCAACGCCAGUAAUGGCUUCUGUUCAGGAGACUGAUCAUGCUCAGGUAAUAAGAGAGACAAAAGCAGACAAGGGCUACCAAGCUAAAGAAGUGAAAACUACUAAAGAAACAACAAUGUCAGCGAAGUCUGUUAAGAAUGCCGAGAUUGUAUUAAAAAAGACGAUUACCAAGACGGUUGCUCAAGCAAGAGUAGUAAAAUCUUCAGCUACGAAAAAGAUCCGUGACAUGAUUUGUGAAUGCAGAUCUCUGAAAGAAUCAAAGUCGGUAAUGACUUCUAUCGAAGAACCAAAGCCUGUCAUAAGAAAACCAAAACCAGAGAAAAUUCCUCCACCAAAAAUAGUGAAGUCUACAGCGAAAUCUAAGCUGCAAGACAGGAUUUGUGACUGCACAAGUUCUCUGCAAUCAAUACCAUCAAAUAUUUCUGAGCGUACAUUAAAAAAAGGAAGGAAAGAUAAGGGUAAAGGAGAAUCCGGAAAACAGGCUGUCAAAAUAACUUCAUCAUUCAAAUUUGAAAUAGAAUUCUCUAAAAUAAGACACCCAGGGCUUACCGAUAGCCAACUUGUCGAACAUGUUAAAAUGAAUAGGAAAAGGCGACAGAUGGUACAGACGGUACACGGAAAAAGAAAUAAAAAUAUUCAGCACGACCGUAAGAGCAGGCAAGCGUUCACAAUCGUUUCCAAGGAAAAGGGAAGCGAGUUUAAUUCGAGUAUAGAUGAGAGACAGUUUUUGAAAAAUUCCGCAAGUCAGGCAUCUAGAUAUAAGCGUAAAUUGGUGGUGCCUAGGCAAUGUGAAUCAUCAAUAUGUAUAGCUUUUGAAUGUCCCAACAAAAGUUGUGAUUAUUACCCCUUUAAAUCCUUAAAAAAUAGAAGUCGAUCUGUAUUUGCCAGCACCGGUCGUUUACGGCGUAAGUCGGUAGGUAGUGCUACUACUUCCACUCGAAGAAGUUCAAAGUCUAGAUACAUACAAUCAGAGAGUUUCGUACACAAACGAAGAAAAGCACCGAAGCGGCCUGUAAUAGAAAAAGAAAUGCACGUAAUUAGUUCCCAGCCGCAUAAGCAAGCCGUCAGGCUAAGCUCUAAUUUUAGUUUCAACAUAGAAUUUUAUAAAGAUGCGACACCUAAUAAGAAAGCUUAUGAAAAGCAUGACAAAAAGGAAUAUCAGAGAAAGACUAAGGAUAGGAGCCACGCGCCUAUGAAACAUAUUAUGAAUCACACAUCGUCGCAGUCCAGAUCAUCACAAUCGCAUAAGACUAUUCAAGCUGGACACAGACUGAAACGAUGUUUUUGCACUCUUAAAUUGUUACAAAAGAAAAGCCAUGGAAUAUCGAGAAAAACUAUGGCAUCCUUUAAAGAGAAAGAAAAUAUAAAGUAUGAAAAAAUUAAAAAAACACAAACAAAACCAUCAAAGCAACCGCGGAUUUUACAUGAAUGUAAAUGUGUUUCCACUACAGAAAAGUAUAAUCCUUGUGAAUGUGCAGAGACAAAUACUGAAAGCACUAAGCAAAAGUCAACACCUACUUCAACUUCACAGGAUUUAUGCGAAUCGACGUGCAGAGAGAGAUACGCAGAAAAUAAAUUGAAGCGCGAGCCCUCGCCGAAAAGAGAAGUCGUAUUUUGUUCAUCAGAUUCAUCACAUAGACAAGCCGUUCGCGUUGGGUCUACUUUUAGCUUUGAUGUUGAAUUUUCCAAAGGAAAUAUAAGACACGAAAAUCAAUCACUCAAAUAUAGAGGUAUCAAGGUUCACAAACCAUGCAUUUGUACUGUUUUAACGGACCAUAAAAAAUCCAGUACAUCACCCUUUUUUCAAAAGUUACUCAACAAAAAUACGAAAAAAAACGUUGCUUCAUCAUCAAGAACCAUGGAAAAUAAAGCCAUUGCAACUAAAAAAUCGGACUAUAAGCGUUAUAUUCAUUCAUGUCAAUGUAAUGAGUACAAGGAUAUGAUGCGACGGAUGAAAUCUUCCCGUCAAGCUACCGAGUCGACUUCACGUACAUUCGGGGGAUCACCAAGGACAAUGUCUCCAUUCGGGUCUCAGUAUAGCAGAGACAGUAAAAAACACUGUAAAAGGUCUAGUAGACAAAUGCAUCCCAAGCAUUGUACGCCAGUCGUUUGCGACAGACAAGCUAUACGAAUAGGAUCUAGUUUUAGUUUUAAUGUUGAAUUUUACAAAGAAUGUCCACCGAUCGUUGAAUGUAUUCCGAAAUGUGAAAAAACAAAGAAAAAGCGCUCUAAAGUUAAAACAAUAGGUUUGCAACCCUCUGUCCAGUUACCCGUCACCAAAUCGAAAAGUAAAGAAAAACUGUCGAUAGAUAGAUGUUUGUGUAGUUUGAAAUUACAAAAAAAGAAACCGGAAAAAGUGAAGGUUAAGAAGAGUACGAGUACAAUCGUUCCACGUAAGCUCGAGCCUGCAACUUGUGCAUGUAAGAGUACCAAAGUUUCACAUAAAGCUUCGCCCGUAAUGUGUCUUUGUAAAAGUACAAAAGUUUCACAAAAACCAAGUCCUUCUGUGACAUGUGUGUGUAAGAGUACAAAAGUUUCUCAUCCACCAGAAGCGCCAGUCAUUUGUGUGUGUAAGAGUACAAAAGUUGCCCAUCCACCAGAAUCUCCUGUAAUUUGUGUGUGUAAGAGUACUAAAGUUAACCAUCCACCAGAGGCUCCAGUAAUUUGUGUUUGUAAAAGUACAAAAGUUAACCAUCCCCCAGAGGCUCCUGUCAUUUGUUUAUGUAAAAGUACAAAAGUUUCACAUCCACCAGCGCCUUCUGUAGUUUGUGUGUGUAAAAGUACAAAAGUUGCACAUAAACCAGAACCAAUACUUUGUAUAUGUAAGAGUACAAAAACUUCACCUAAAGUGGCAAAACCUCGUAUUUGCCUGUGCAAAAGUACUAGUACAAGAAGAAUUAAACAAGCAAUUAAAAAUGAGGAAAAUUUUUGUACAUCACAAAAAUGUGACAAAUCGUGCGGUGUGUGCCGCCUAAUUGCCAAGAGUAGGAGUAAAAAGAAAUCAGACAAUAGUAUGAAAACACAGAUCAGUCCAAAAACUACUCAACAGAAAGUGGUUAAACAAGUAUCGAAGCCAGAUCGUACUCCUAAAAAGCAAAAAGAAUGUAAACCAGUUAUAGAUCCUUGUGUGCCUUGCCGAAAUACUGUUCGAAUAGGAUCUAAUUUCAGCUUUAAUAUAGAAUUUUAUAAAGACGAUUGUGACACAAGCAGUGAUGCCUUAAUGUGUAAAAAAGUUAAAAACAAAUGCGUAGUAUGUGAUUGUUUUAAGAAGGAAAGGAAAGAAUCUAGCUUCAUACUCAAAAAAUGCUUUGGCAAACUUGGUCUACAAAAAAAAAAUGCGAGCUCAGAAAAACGGCCAAUAAUUACGCAAUUUGCUCAAUGCGUACACGGUAAUCAAUUUAAAAUUAAAAAUAAAUUAGGAAUGGAAAAGACUGCCAGAGAGGUAAGAAUGCAGAAUGCUAUGAACAAGAAUUUAUGGAACAAGAAAUAUUUUCAAUUAUUAGAGGCGGCCAAUUAUAUGAAUGAGAAGACGAUUUCGUCAGGACAAACAAGCAGUACUUCUGCAAGUGUCCGAUAUAAAUCUCAAUCUGAUUUUAAGUCGCAUAAAUAUGACAGUUCAACCAUCGGAACAACGACAAACAAUACCUAUUAUAGCAAAUAUGGUAAAUACCGCCUUGGAUAUGUCCCUAAUGAUAAGUAUCGGAAGAAUAAUCCGUUUUACCAAUCAUUUUAUGCUUUAAAUUUACAAGUGUCUCAAUUUAAAAACAUUCAUCGCCUCAAAGAUGAGAGGUAUAAAACUGGUGUUUGCAUACCUUAUGAAUGUGACCCACUGCAAUGUUUGGAUGUCAUGAGAAGUCGUAGGGAGCGUUCAAAGAUAAGUACGAACGAUCAACCUAAAACAAAGUCUGUUCCAAGUGUUAAAAAGAUCUCAGAUCUACAACAAAAGGAAAUUAAGAAACUAUCUAGACUCAAGAAUAUCAACUCUAAACAUACUCAAGGCCUUCGAUUAACUAAUUCGAAAAUUAGUUCAAUAAAAUAUAGUGAAGCCACAGAAUGCUCUUGUGCUAUAAAGGUAAAAAGUAAAAGUGACGAUCUGAUAAAAAGGAAAAAGGAGUCGAAAAUUACCACUAAAUCUGCAAAAAUAGUUCAGGAGGAAAAACAUUAUAGGAAACAAUCUAAGGCAGGCAAACAUGUAAACAAAAAUAUGGACAAUGAUUUCGGCUAUAGCCGAUAUGAAAAGGAGGGUAUUAAUCAAAACGUUGAACACCACACAACCAAUACUCACUAUCUGAAACAUAAAUCUGCUUCAAGUAUUUUGAAGAAAAGGAAAAACUUUGAAACCAAAAUGGUUUUAUCUGGACAAAAUUAUUUGCUUCCACCUCAGCCUAAAAAGAGAUUGACGUUUUCAAUAAACAAUGUGCAAGCUUACUAUGCGAGAACAUCUAUAUUGAAGCAACCAAAAAGACAUAAUGUAAGAUUUGGCUCUAAUAUGAGUGUCAAUGUGGAAUUUUUCAAAAAUGAUUCCCAACCAAAUUCUUCAGAUUUCCCAGCGUCGACUUCUUCAGACACGAAAAAUUCCCAUUUCCCUGGUUCUGGAGAUACCACAAAGAGAACUAGAAAUCAAAAAUCAGGCGAACAUAUUCAAACUAAGGAUGCGGGAAUUAAUAUUGGUAGAGUUCUAAAUAGAUGUUUUUGUACAUCAAAACUGGCGAAACAUUUGAAUAAAACCGAUGUGAAAGCAAAAAAUCAUAAAGCUGAACAUUCAUCCGAAAAGCUAUCAAGUAUGGAAACGGAUUCUAAUAGACAAUUAGAUCCUUAUGAAUGUGAACCAGGUACAUGCCUUCCCGGCAGAUGCGAUCCACGAAAAUGUGAGUUAGUGAUAAAAAAGCGGCGCCUGCGAUCUAAAAGUACGAAGGUUGCAAGAGAAACUCAAGCUAAAGUAGUUAAGUCAGCUGUCUUGGACAAAGGUUCAGGCACAAGAGGGAAAGAAAUAUCAAAAAGUUUUGAAUGUGAACCAUAUGUUUGUACACCAGAUGAAUGUGAUCCCUAUGAUUGCUUGAAACGAAUGAAAGCACAAGGGCUUACUAUCCCAAACAUAGGGAAACUUGCGCAGAAAAAGUCAGUGCCUAAUUUAAAAACAAAGGCAGUUAAUACGGAUAAAGAGAAAAAAACGUUUUUAAAAAAAUGUCUAUGUGUAUUAACUUUGAUGAAAUCGAAGACAGCCAAACAUAAACCUGCGCCAAAAGCGGAACAUGAACCGAAGUUUAAACAAAAGCCUAAAGCCGAGGCUAAACCUAAAGAUAAACCCGAAGUUAAGCCUACACCCGAAGUUAAACAUAAGCCCGAAGUUAAACAUAAACCUGAAGCUAAACAUAAACCCGAAGUUAAACAUAAACCUGAAGCUAAACAUAAACCUGAAGCUAAACAUAAACCUAAGGCUAAACCCGCAGUUAAACCUAAGCCUAAAGCUAAACCUAAGCCUAAGGCUAAACCUAAGCCCAAGGCUAAACCUAAACCCAAGGCUAAACCUGAAGUAAAACCUAAACCCAAGGCUAAACCUGAAGUAAAACCUAAACCUAAGGCUAAAGUUAAACCAGAUGCAAAACCUAAGGGUAAAGCAGACACGAAAAAGAAAACUAGUUUUAACAAAUUUGUUGUUAAAUGUCUCUGUCAUUUGUAUUUAAAAACCAAGAAGGAUAAGGAUAAGGAAGGAAAAAAAAAUUUAGCUCGAAAACCAAGCAAAGAAAAGAUAGUAAAAGAAAACAAGCCGGCUCUGAAAUUAGAAAAGAAGGUAAAAGAUAAAUCAAAACCGCCAAUUACAACAGAAAAAGAAAUGGAGACGUUAAUGCCAUACUCUAAGAAAAAGUUUAAAAAACAUGAGAGUCAAGCGAAAAUUGCCCAAGUUGCUACAAAUACCUAUAGUCAAUAUCCAUGUACGUGUCCAAAAGAAAAAAAAAAGAAAAUUGGUAAAGGAAAAGGAGGGAAAAUAGAUACGGAUGCCCCUUCAUGCACCUGUUCGGCAGUGUCUAGUCAAUGCCCUAUAUGUUAUGGUACUACGAAGAACAAGAAAAAGAAAUCGGGAAAAAGCGAAUGUCCUAAUUCUGAAUGCCGUGAUAGUGCUAGUUCUAAAACAGAUGACAAACAAAAAAGUGAUAAGGAAGCCGUACAUUUAGACCUAUGCCCAAGGUGCCAAGCUCGUGAAAAUGCCAAAUUUAAUUCAGAAAAAAAGAAAGGAAAAAAAGUAAAGAAAGUCGAUAAGAAAGUUGGCGAAAACACAUCAAAAUUAUGCCCACGUUGUCAAGCUCGUGGAAGCAACUCGGUUGGUUUAUGUCCACAUUGCCAAUCUCAAAUCAGUGGUAUCUCUGAUAUAGGAAAACCAAUCGUUGAUGCAGGUAAGAAAAAAACAAAAGCAAGCAAGAGUAAAAAGCAGCUUCCUGUGCAAAAUCAAGAGACUUCUGCUUUAUGUCAACAUUGUCUAAUCCGUGGGAUUGCACCUCUAAAUGCCGACAUAAGAAAGAAAAAUAAGGCAGCAAAAGACGGUCUGAUCCAUUCAUGUCCUAUUUGUCAAGCUCACGAGCUUGCGCUAUUAAAAGGUAAAGUAAAUGUGGAUAUUGAAAAGAAAUUCGGCGUAUGUACUUGUUGUAAUACAGUAUGUUAUCAAACUCAAAAACAGACACCGAAUGAAACGAUACAUGAAACAAAGGCUAAAGAUCCGCAUACUCAUAACGCAAAGGCUGAAAAAGUACCGAAAACUCAUGACGCAAAGGCUGAAAAAGUCCCGCACACUAAGAAAAAGAGAAAAAGCUUAAUAAAGCGGCUGACGAUACAUAAAAAGAAUGGUGUUCCAGAAGCUCACGAUGGUGAUGAAGACGAACAUGCACCAUAUGACCAGCCACUUUUUGAAAUGAUGGUCGAUAAACGUGGUAUGAAUAUUAUUAACAGAAAGGAAGUUCUUGCCAAUCUAGGGACUAGCGGCAAAGAAACCCAAUUAAUGAAAGAAGCUAAAAUGGCUGUAAAGCAGGGAAGAGUUGGACAGCCGCUCAUGGAAGUAUUAAUUGACAAUGAUAGCGGCACUAUUAUUAAUUCUGAAGAAAUCAUUAGUAAAAUGCUUCCCGAAAAAGGUAAAUAUAAAAAAAAGAAAGCGAAAAGUGCGAAGGCAGUUGGAGCAUAUAAAACAUCCAUUAAACAGACUAAAAGUGAGCGGAUCGAUCCCAACUGUAAUUUAUGUUGCAAGUGCCGAAAACAAGGUCGUUUGCCUAUACUUAUGAAACCCGAUCAUUUUGAUGAAGGCUCGAAAGGUGCCACUGGUGACGGCAUCAACGAGCCUGAUGAAAAACAUCAUAAAAAACUUAAACCUUGCGUAUGCGGCAGUGCAGUGUGUAAGAAAAAGUGGGAAAAAUUAAAAAGAGAAUUACAUCAGGAAGUAUUGAAAGUAAAACCUUGUGUUUGUGGGACUCCUAUUUGUCUUGAAGAAUCUAGAAAAUUAUCUGAUUCAUUUGUAAAGAACAAAGAUAAAAUUCGAAAAGAGAGAGCUAAGAAACGUAAAAGAGAUGCAAAUGAGAAAAAGUAUCAGAAAGAAAGACUGAAGCGUAAAAAGUUACAUGCAUCUGAAGACUUAAAGCGAUGGCACCAUAGGCAGAAAGAAGAUAAGAAGCAGAUGCAUUAUGUAAAAGAACUUGAACAUGUGCCAGAUUGCUUAGCCGUGACUGAGUCUUUGACAGAUCUCUGCAAGGUUAGUGGCAGGGCCUUAAGCGAUCUCUUGAGAGGAACUGGAAGACUACUCAUACACCCACGAGAUGGCAUAGAAAGUGUGAAAAUGGCAAUUAAAGAUCCAAUGCAUGCUGCAAAAGAAUUAAAAGAUACUUGUGAACACACAGGUUUUUUCGCACUCUUGUCUAGGCUAAAGAAGAGAUUUUCAAAGAUGCAAACAACUAAAGAUUUGGUAACUCAACUGGAAUCCAACGCUGCUACAAAUUUCGCCCUUCACCUUGCCGAUAAGGACCCAAAGAAGCGAAUGCAAAAGAAACACCUUCGAGGAAAACAGAUAGAUUUUGAAUGUAGUCUGUUCAUGUCAUCUUUGAGGAAGAGACCGUGUUUGCGAGUCUACAGCAUGUGUCCCUGGUUUUAUCCUCACUGUUUGAGCAUACUUGCAGUUUGGAAACAAUUCAGUGAUAUAAUACUAUUCAUAUUAGCUGUCGGAGUAUGGUGCCCGUGCAUACUGUUAAUGGAAAUUUGCAGAGCGAUGGUGUGUUGCUGUUUAUGUACAGGAUAACGUGUCGCACUGUUUUUAUUGCAUUUAUUAAAGAAUCUUAAAGCAGGAUAAAGUUGUUUUAUCUUACAUUUGUUGAAUACAUUAUUAUUUAAGUUUCCAAUGUAAUUUCAAA
Trichoplusia ni (cabbage looper) is the source of this 10137-nucleotide messenger RNA. RefSeq lists its product as uncharacterized. The record is from RefSeq and is a predicted model, not a curated record. NCBI's taxonomy places the organism in Eukaryota, Metazoa, Arthropoda, Insecta, Lepidoptera, Noctuidae. The transcript is spliced from 4 exons. Bases 333 to 10025 code for a protein of 3230 amino acids.